AUGUAUACCUAUGAUUACGGCGAUAUCAAAUUGCCGUCCAUGUUAUUCUUGAUUGGAAAGGAGUGGUUCAAAACUUCAAACUUCCUGAAUGGGUGCAUAAAUGAAACAUUCUAUUUAUCAAAAUUACGCCUUGCAUUAGGCAUGUUGCAGCGUCUCGUUAAUAGAGCUAAAAUUGUAAAAUCAAAUGAGAAAGGGCACACC
This is a messenger RNA of Acaulospora morrowiae, 201 nucleotides long. NCBI's taxonomy places the organism in Eukaryota, Fungi, Glomeromycota, Glomeromycetes, Diversisporales, Acaulosporaceae. The record is from the annotation of a GenBank genome assembly.